Molecule: messenger RNA, 2739 nt
Organism: Onthophagus taurus
Lineage: Eukaryota; Metazoa; Arthropoda; Insecta; Coleoptera; Scarabaeidae
Source: RefSeq, a predicted model, not a curated record
AUGUUUACUUGUAAACGUUGUCAAGUAUCUUUUACGUUAAAACGUAGUCUUGACAGACAUGUACAAAGUAAACAUGGUCAAACCAAAUUUGAUUGUUCGAUAUGUGGAAAAUAUUUUUCGAGGCGAGAUAACUUGGACACGCAUCGAAGAAAACUUCAUGUACCAGUUAUAAAACCUAGACGUCAAGUGUCACCACCACCAUCAACUAUUGAACAGCAACCGAAUUUAGAGAUGGGGCUUGCUACAUUAUCAUCAUCACCACCAUCUAGUAAACGUCGUCGAGAUUCAACACCUCCACCACUUCCAGGUACCAAGAACAGGGGUGGGGCAUGCGAAGUUUGCGGCGAGUUUUUACCGUCACUUAUGGCGCUUGAAACUCAUCUUCAAACACAGCAUGCCGAAUUAAUCGAUAAGAAUAUGGCCCCGUUUGUCAUAUACGCCGACUUUGAAUCGAUUUUAAAACCGAUCGAUCAUUGUGAACCACAUUCUUCCAAGUCUUUCACGGAAAAAAUUGAGAUGCAUCAACCGUAUAGUUUCGCGUACUAUAUCGUUUCCACCAUUGAUUCCAAUUUCAAUAAAUUUGAAACGUAUACGGGUUUGGAUGCACCUCAAGUUUUUAUCUCUAAAUUAAUUGAUGAUGUCAAAUUUAUUUAUAAUGAAUACUUCAAAAUCGUAAAACCAAUGCUACCUUUAACGAGCGAUGAGCAGCAGAAUUUCGAUUCGGCUGAAAAUUGUUUUAUUUGCCAAAAUCCUUUCACUUCAGAUCAGGUUAAGGUUCGCGAUCAUUGUCACAUAAGCGGUAGCGGUUACGAUUGUCAUUUAUUUAUUAAAGAAAUGGCUGAUGCGGAUGAAGAUGGGCUUGAUGUAUUACCUAAUAAUAAAGAAAAAUACAUCAGUUUCAGUAAACGGAUAUUAGUCGAUAAAGCGCAAGUGGAGGGAGACCGUGUUGAAAAUACUUUUUUUAAACUAAGAUUUGUAGAUUCAUUUAGGUUUAUGGCUUCAUCAUUAGAUUCUUUAGCUGGUAACCUUGACGAAUUUGAUUUAAUAAAUAUACGUAAAUUCUUUCCACACAAUGAUCAGUUUAGAUUACUGAGCAAGAAAGGAAUAUUCCCCUACGGUUAUAUGGAUUCACUCGAUAAAUUAAACGUAACUUCAUUGCCACCUAAAAAAGCUUUUUUCAACAAACUAUCAUUUGAAGAUAUAACCGAUGAGCAAUAUUCCCAUGCUCAAACUGUGUGGGAAAAAUUUAAUUGUCAAAAUUUAAAAGAUUAUUCGGAUUUGUAUCUAAAAACUGAUGUCCUGCUACUUGCUGAUGUAUUUGAAAAAUUCAGACAAGUUUGCUUCAAAACCUACGAUUUAGAUCCCGCUCAUUAUUAUACUGCCCCAGGACUUUCUUGGGAUGCAAUGUUGAAAUUUACCAAAAUUAAAUUAGAAUUAUUGACGGAUAUAGAUCAAGUCAAUUUGAUUAAGAAAGGUAUCCGUGGAGGUAUUUCCCAAUGCUCUCUACGGUAUGCUAAAGCCAAUAAUAAAUACAUUGACAAUUAUGAUCCCAAUUCACAAUCAAACUUUUUAAUGUAUUGGGACGCUAAUAAUUUGUAUGGGUGGGCGAUGUCUCAAUUUAUGCCCGUUUCCAAUUUUAAAUGGCUGAGUGAAAAUGAAAUACAAAAUUUAGAUUUUAAUAAUAUACCCGAUAAUUCCGAUUUUGGAUAUAUUUUAGACGUAGAUAUUGAAUACCCCGAAACUUUACAUGAUUUACACAACGAUCUCCCAAAUUUAAAACAAGCUGUUGCUCACGGUCUUAAAGUUCGCAAAAUUAAUAGAGUUUUAUCGUUCAGACAGUCUGCGUGGUUGAAAUCUUACAUCGAUAAAAAUACGGAAUUACGUCAAUCCGCAAAGAAUGCGUUUGAAAAAGACUUUUUUAAAUUGAUGAAUAAUUCCGUAUUCGGCAAGACAAUGGAAAACGUCGAUAAGCGAGUCGAUGUAAGAUUAGUGACCAGUUGGGAUGAUGAGCAUACUGGUAAAACCACAGGUAGACCUCGUUUAGGAGCUCGGAGUUUAAUCGCAAAAUUAAAUUUUAAAAGUAUUAAAGUAUUCACAGAAACGUUUUCGGCAAUUCAAAUGGAUCGUCUUCAUGUCGUUUACGAUAAACCUCUAUACGUUGGUUUUACUGUUUUAGAACUUUCAAAAUUAUUAAUGUAUGAUUUUUAUUAUGAUUUCUUAAAACCUAAAUAUGGCGAAGACGUUCGGUUGUGCUAUAUGGACACCGAUAGUUUCACUGUAUUAAUUAAUUCUUAUGAUAUAUAUAGAGAUGUGAAAUUAAAUUUAAAUAAAUUUGACACAUCUAACUACAGUCCCGAUAAUCGGUUUGACAUCCCCUUGCAAAAUAAAGCAGUUUUAGGUAAAAUGAAAGAUGAGAAUUGUGGAAACAUAAUGGUUGAAUUUGUUGGUUUGAGGUCAAAGGUAUAUGCUAAUAGGGUCGCUGAUGGGCGGAUUACCAAAAAAUCCAAAGGCGUUAAGAAGACCGUUGUUAAACAUCACAUCUCUUUUCAAAAUUAUUUAGAUUGUCUAAAUUCCAAAUCGGUUUUAUUUAAAAAACAAACAUUAUUUAGAAGUUUUAACCACAGUAUAUUUACUGUAUUACAAAAUAAAUUGGUUCUUUCACCAAAUGACUCCAAGCGAUAUAUUUGUGAUAAUGGAAUUAAUACAUUAGCUUGGGGUCAUUAUAAUAUAACGUGUUAA